Octodon degus (degu) is the source of this 1784-nucleotide messenger RNA. It is a transcript of the gene Smoc1, whose product is annotated as SPARC related modular calcium binding 1. The record is from RefSeq and is a predicted model, not a curated record. Gene Ontology annotation, molecular function: extracellular matrix binding; calcium ion binding; protein binding. Gene Ontology annotation, biological process: extracellular matrix organization. The transcript is spliced from 13 exons. Lineage: Eukaryota; Metazoa; Chordata; Mammalia; Rodentia; Octodontidae. Gene Ontology annotation, cellular component: basement membrane. Bases 265 to 1659 code for a protein of 464 amino acids.
CCCGGACUCCGGCGUCCAACCUGCUGCCCCGCUGCCCGGCCGAGCGCAGCGGACGCAGCGCGCAGAGCACACGGCCGAGCACUCGCUCGCGCUCCAGCUCCCGCCGUCGCGGUGCGUGACCGACUCGUCCUGCCGCAGCCGCCACCCGCCGCCGCCCGCUGCCCGCUGCGGCCGCGAAGGCCCCUGAGCAGAGCCCGGCCGCGAGGCAGGCGCGCUGUGCACCCUGCUCCGCCCGCCCGCCCGCGCCCCCGCCCGGCCCGCACCAUGCUCCCUGUGCUCGGCGCCCGCCUGCUCACGCCCCACUUGCUGCUCGUGUUGGUGCAGCUGCCCUCGGCUCUCGGCCACCGCACCACGGGCCCCAGGUUUCUCAUAAGUGACCGGGACCCUCAGUGCAAUCUCCACUGCUCCAGGACUCAGCCCAAACCCCUGUGUGCCUCCGAUGGCAGGUCCUAUGAGUCCACGUGUGAGUACCAGCAGGCCAAGUGCCGAGACGCUAGCCUGAGUGUGGUCCAUCGAGGUCGAUGCAAAGAUGCUGGCCAGAGCAAGUGUCGCCUGGAGCGGGCCCAAGCCCUGGAGCAGGCCAAGAGGCCUCAGGAAGCAGUGUUUGUCCCGGAGUGUGGUGAGGAUGGUUCCUUUACCCAGGUGCAGUGCCAUACCUACACGGGGUAUUGCUGGUGUGUCACCCCAGAUGGGAAGCCUAUCAGUGGUUCUUCUGUGCAGAACAAAACUCCUGUAUGUUCAGGUUCAGUCACUGACAAGCCCUCGAGCCAGGUUAACUCAGGAAAGAAAGUCUCUUUUCGCUUCUUUUUAACCCUCAAUUCAGAUGAUGGAUCGAAACCAACCCCCACGAUGGAGACCCAGCCAGUGUUCGAAGGAGACGAAAUCACAGCGCCUACCCUAUGGAUUAAGCACUUGGUAAUUAAGGACUCCAAACUGAACAACACAAAUGUAAGAAAUUCAGAGAAAGUGCACUCGUGUGACCAGGAAAGGCAGAACGCCCUGGAGGAGGCCCGGCAGAAUCCACGCGAGGGCAUCGUCAUCCCCGAGUGUGCCCCUGGAGGGCUCUACAAGCCAGUGCAGUGCCACCAGUCCACCGGCUACUGCUGGUGUGUGCUGGUGGACACGGGGCGCCCUCUGCCUGGGACCUCCACACGCUAUGUGAUGCCCAGCUGCGAGAGUGAUGCCAGGGCCAAAAGCACAGAGGCCGAAGACCCCUUCAAGGACAGGGAGCUGCCAGGCUGUCCGGAAGGGAAAAAGAUGGAGUUCAUCACCAGCCUACUGGAUGCGCUCACCACGGACAUGGUUCAAGCCAUUAACUCAGCAGCGCCCACUGGAGGUGGGAGGUUCUCCGAGCCAGACCCGAGCCACACCCUGGAGGAGCGUGUAGUGCACUGGUACUUCAGCCAGCUGGACAGCAACAGCAGCAAUGACAUCAACAAGCGGGAAAUGAAGCCCUUCAAGCGCUAUGUGAAGAAGAAAGCCAAGCCCAAGAAAUGUGCCCGACGUUUCACUGACUAUUGUGAUCUGAACAAGGACAAGGUCAUCUCCCUACCUGAGCUGAAGGGCUGCCUGGGGGUCAGCAAAGAAGGUGGUAGCCUUGGCAGCUUCCCCCAGGGAAAACGAGCAGGCACAAACCCAUUCAUAGGACGUCUCGUCUAAGGAGCAGAAAAUCAAAGGGCAAUAGAAAGUCCCCGGAGAUGGAUGGACCACCAGACACCUAGCCACAGCCCAUGUAACAUAAGUGGUGCCCACCGUGUUUGCACUUUUAAUAACUCUUCUUCGUG